UGAAACUUUGAAAGAAGUCUCUCUCUCAAAUCCCAACGGUCUACUCUCUCUGUCUCUCGUCUGGAUUCUUGCAUCUCCGUUUCAAAUCAGAAUCGGAACUGAGAGUUCGUGAUGGGUAUGAAAACGGGUUGCCGAGAUUUGUCGGAUCGGGAGAAGUGGGACAAAAUCUUCCAGGGUUUGGCCAAGAUUCUUAGGACCAAACAGGAUCAGCUUGAAUCCCUCGUCAAGGACAGGAAGAUUCUGGUUGACAGAAUCAAAACUCAGAAUGAUCGCUGGGUCUCUGAUGUUCGGCUCUACGAGGAUCAUAUCUCUAUGAUGAAAGAUGAAAUUGAAACGAUGGAGAUGAUGCGUUUGGUGGAAGUGGCCAAAUCGAAUAUGUUGGUUGGAUUGAAGGAUAGAGAUGUUUCUCUCUGCAAAGUGAAAUUAGAACAUACCAUGGAUGAGUUGGAUGAUUUCAAGGCAUGGUUUCACUUCCUCACUCUGAAUUCAACAAAUAAAGAUUUCGGUUCCAAAGCUGCAGGAAGUAAGUCCUUGGAAACCGAAAUGAGGAAACUGAGACUUGAAUACAUGAAGCUUGCUUCUGAAAAGAACUGUGAGGUAUCUUCGCUUAUACGAGAAAAUGGUUUCGUCUGGAAUCAAUUCAAAUGCAUAGAAAGCGAUUUUGUUGAUAAAUUGAAGGGCAAGGAUGAUGAAAUCGCACGAGCAAGCAUGAAAAUUUCGAGUCUUAUCUCCCAUCAAGAGGAGCUGCAACUAUCGCUUGAUGAAAAGGAUGGUAUCAUCUCGGGAUUGAAGGGUAAGGUGGCUGCAAUGGAGGAGGAUGCAAGUAGGAAAGAAGAGGAAAUUUCAAGGCUAUCACAAGAGCUAGAGUUGGCACAGAAAUCUCGUAGUUCUAAGAUUACACCGGUUUUAACCCGAUGCACGACUCGUACAAACAGCAUCAAUGGCAAGACGGAAAAAUCCAAUGCAGCCGCCAAGAAAGAUCUGCCUGCUGGAACUGUUCCAGCUUUAGUAAAACAGAGUGAACAGGGAGGCAAGAGCGUGAAGAGGAAAAUCCCGAGUUUAGAAACACCGAAGCUGUUCUCGUCCACAUUUAAAGUUCCCAAGUUGAAGGCUCCAUCUCCGUCUCCUCGAGCAAUGCAGCACUCUUGAAUGGAUAAAAUCCCCAUUGAUGCACAUAUUAGGAGCUUAUGGCUUAAGUUAAUCAUCUGCAUUUCAUGUAUGUAUUCUAAUCUAAUCUGUUUCUAGGAUUAUCAUCCCUUGAUUUACACAAUGGUGACCAGACUAGCCAAUUAAGGUAUAUAGUUAGGUGUUUCU
This is a messenger RNA of Tarenaya hassleriana, 1314 nucleotides long. RefSeq lists its product as uncharacterized. The transcript is spliced from 5 exons. NCBI's taxonomy places the organism in Eukaryota, Viridiplantae, Streptophyta, Magnoliopsida, Brassicales, Cleomaceae. The record is from RefSeq and is a predicted model, not a curated record. Bases 112 to 1149 code for a protein of 345 amino acids.